This is a messenger RNA of Phascolarctos cinereus (koala), 1402 nucleotides long. RefSeq names its product phytanoyl-CoA 2-hydroxylase interacting protein like (gene PHYHIPL). Gene Ontology annotation, cellular component: cytoplasm. Lineage: Eukaryota; Metazoa; Chordata; Mammalia; Diprotodontia; Phascolarctidae. Gene Ontology annotation, molecular function: protein binding. The record is from RefSeq and is a predicted model, not a curated record.
CGCUCUCUGCGCACGCGCGCCCACUCUCGGCCGGGCUCCUCCGCCUCAGUCGGUGUCAGACGCUCACACGGCCGGAGCCGCCAGAGCCGCCGGAGCUGCCGGAGCCGCGUCGGGCCCCGGCGCUGGGGGAGAGCGGAGCGGAGCGCAGCGGAGCCGGGGAGGGAGGGACAGAGACACAGAGAGACAGAAAGAGAGAAAGCCGGAGCCGGAGCCGGAGCAUGGACGUGCCGCCGCGCCUCGACCCUGCCCUGGGCAGCCCGGCCAGCCCGUGCGAGGACGUGAUCAAGAACCUGAGCCUGGAGGCCAUCCAGCUGUGCGAGCGCGACGGAAACAAAUCCGAAGACAGUGGCAUAGCAGAAAUGGAGGAGCUUCCAGUCCCACACAACAUCAAAAUUAGUAAUAUCACGUGUGAUUCCUUCAAGAUUUUGUGGGAAAUGGAUUCCAAAUCAAAGGACCGGAUUACACACUAUUUCAUUGACCUGAACAAGAAAGAGAACAAAAAUUCUAACAAAUUUAAACACAAGGAUGUUCCCACCAAAUUGGUGGCCAAAGCUGUCCCUCUGCCCAUGACUGUGCGUGGACACUGGUUCCUGAGCCCAAGGACUGAAUACACAGUGGCAGUGCAGACAGCCUCGAAGCAGGUAGAUGGAGAUUACGUUGUGUCGGAGUGGAGUGAAAUCAUCGAAUUUUGCACAGCAGAUUAUUCCAAAGUUCACUUAGCACAACUCUUAGAAAAGGCUGAAGUGAUUGCAGGACGUAUGCUUAAAUUCACCGUUUUUUAUCGUAAUCAGCACAAAGAAUACUUUGACUACAUUCGGGAACAGCACGGGAAUGCCAUGCAGCCCUCCGUCAAGGAUAACAGUGGGAGCCACGGUUCUCCCAUCAGCGGGAAGCUGGAAGGCAUCUUCUUCAGCUGCAGCACCGAGUUCAAUACAGGGAAGCCCCCCCAAGAUUCGCCUUAUGGCAGAUACAGGUUCGAGAUCGCAGCAGAGAAACUCUUUAACCCCAAUACCAACUUGUACUUUGGGGACUUCUACUGUAUGUACACCGCGUACCAUUACGUGAUUCUCGUCAUCGCCCCUGUUGGGUCACCAGGAGAUGAAUUCUGUAAGCAGCGCCUCCCGCAGCUAAAUUCUAAGGAUAAUAAAUUUCUGACCUGCACCGAAGAAGAUGGCAUGCUGGUUUACCACCAUGCCCAGGAUGUCAUUUUAGAAGUUAUUUACACUGACCCUGUGGAUCUCUCCCUUGGCACCGUGGCAGAAAUCACUGGUCACCAGCUCAUGAGCUUGUCUACUGCAAAUGCAAAGAAAGAUCCCAGCUGCAAAACCUGCAAUAUCAGCGUUGGACGUUAAUGCGCUCCUCCUGUGCUUCCUUCUCGGCCCUCCUCAGCCCUCCCCUCACC